AUGUCCUCGCAUCCUAGGAUACGAAACUCUUUGCUUGUGGGAGCAAAUAUUCUCAUUCCAAUUGCUAUAUUGAUAUUUGCUAGUGGCUUCUUUCCUUAUAAGCCAUUUCUUUCUGGACUGGCACAGUAUGAGUCUCUGGAUUAUGGAGCUCCUCCUGAAGCUCCAUUCGAUAAGGUCAUCUUUAUGGUUGUCGAUGCGCUGAGAAGCGACUUUGUAUUCUCAAGAAAUUCAGGAUUCCAGUUUACUCAAAGUCUCAUUUCCAAUGGCGCAGCACUUCCAUUCACAGCUCAUGCGACCUCCCCUACCAUUACUAUGCCACGAAUAAAAGCUAUAACAACUGGCUCUAUACCUUCUUUCCUCGACGUGAUUCUCAACUUCGCCGAAUCCGAUACAUCUUCGUCUUUGGCGAACCAAGAUACAUGGCUGGCACAAAUGAAAGCAAAAGGAGGGGGAAAGAUGAUCAUGUAUGGAGAUGACACUUGGUUGAAGCUAUUUCCGGAAACUUUUGAUAGGACAGAUGGGACUUCAAGCUUUUUCGUUUCGGUCAGUCGUCGAGUGGAUUUUACUGAAGUGGAUAGAAAUGUGACGAGACAUGUUCCGGAAGAGCUGAUGAUGGAUGACUGGAAUACCAUGGUUCUUCACUAUCUUGGACUCGAUCAUAUUGGACAUAAAGCAGGUCCACGGAGCCCGAAUAUGAUUCCCAAACAGCAAGAAAUGGAUGGUAUCGUCCAGUUGAUCUAUGAAAACAUGGAAACGAAAGACUACCUAAGCUCGACCCUCCUAAUUCUGUGUGGUGACCAUGGUAUGAACGAUGCUGGUAAUCAUGGUGGCUCUGCUCCUGGAGAAACUUCACCAGCUCUCGUCUUCAUGUCCCCAAAAUUCAAGGAUCUUGAACGUGAGGGUCAACGUUUUGAAGUCCCCGCUCCGUUUGAAGAAGAAUUCCAGUACUACAAGACUGUUGAACAGUCCGAUAUUGCUCCUACACUUGGAGCUCUUCUUGGAUUUCCUGUGCCCAAAAAUAACUUGGGAGCCGUCAUUGAUGACUUCUUACCUUUUUGGCCCGAAAGAAACGAUCGCGUUCAGAUCUUACUGCGGAAUGCGAGACAGAUCCUAAGUGUUAUCACUGCAACAUUUCCAUCUUUUGAAAACGGUGGUCCUUCCAAAGAUUGCCACGAACUAUCAAGUAGCGUUGAUGACUUAGCAUGUCAAUGGAGAAGCAUCACGCAAGGCCUGGUGGGUCUGAAAACUGAUGAGCAAGAUUAUGGUGCAUGGGUUAUAGCCGUCACAAAAUGGUUGAAGGAAGCUCAAGAGUUAAUGAGUGGUACAGCUAGUAAUUAUGAUGUCAAAAAAUUGAUUACUGGUCAAGUUGUUGCUGCUCUGGCUCUAGUCAUGGUAGCAGUGGCCGCCAGGCCAUUCAUAGUAAACCAUUUUAAGGCUGGUAUUCCAUUUAUAGCUAUUUGCUUGUCCUAUGGCAUUAUGAUGUUUGCUAGUAGUUAUGUUGAAGAAGAACAACAUUUCUGGUAUUGGACAACUACGGGAUGGCUAUUUCUCCUAUCAAUCAAAAAUAUACGACGUCAAUCCCAUCCACUUUGGUUGCUUACCAUUAGCUCCAUAUUGAUUCUAGUCGCUACAAGAAUUGGUAGACGCUGGAAUCAAACAGGCCAGAAAUUUGCUGGCGAUCCUGAUAUUGCUCGAACAUUUUUCUCUCAGCACCGCUUAACUCUCUGGACACUUGUAGGAGCUACUUAUUUCUGGAAUCUUCAAUCUCUUUCCAGGAAAGGAUUCGCACGCUUUCCUCAAGUAGUUGCUAGUCUGAUUGCAACUCUUUUGGCCACCGCAGCAAUUACUUUCAAACUUGCGUUUACUAAUGAAGAUUCACCUGAACUUUUGGCGGGCCUAGCAAAGAUUAUAGCAGAUAGCGAUACUGGUAUUCCACUUGUUCUCCGAGCACGAAUGGUGUUUAUCGGUAUUGCAUCGUGUCUAUUAUAUACCAUAUUAUCUUGUUUCGGUCCACCAACCAAACGCCCAAAUGGUAAUCCUUCUCCUUCACUACUCUCUUCAAGUUCCCUCACAGCUAACAAAAUCGAAGUCCCCAUGCGCACAAUCCACGAUCUCCUAGUCCUCUUCCUAAUCACACAAACUCGCGCGACAAAUAUCCCGCUCAUCCUAAUUUUCGAACUCCAAUUUUCUCUCCUCUCAAUCCUCAAUCUCUCUCUCAUAGAAAUAACAACUACCACCCUUCUACUCCAACAAACCUCCUUCUUCACCCUUGGAAACUCAAAUGCCAUCUCCUCAAUCGAUCUCUCAUCCGCUUACAACGGCGUUGAUUCCUACAACAUCGUUGCAGUGGGUCUCUUGGUGUUGAUCUCGAACUGGGCCGGUCCUCUAUAUUUUACCUCCGCUGGUAAUCUCUUACUCCUAAAGUACUGGAAAAAGGAUAGUCUGAAGAGAAAAAUGAUCUGGGGAAACCAUAUAGCGCUACUCACGGUAUUUGUAGCGAUGGGUCUGACGGCAACAAUGGUGGCGUGUACGGUUUUGAGAACUCAUCUUUUCAUUUGGACGGUUUUUAGCCCUAAGUUUUUGUAUACAAUGGCUUGGAGUGCGGGAAUGCAUUUGGCUGGGAAUGUGCUGGUUGGUGGGGGGCUGUGGUGGUUGGGGAGGGUGCUUGGGUAG
This is a messenger RNA of Sclerotinia borealis F-4128, 2673 nucleotides long. The record is from the annotation of a GenBank genome assembly. Lineage: Eukaryota; Fungi; Ascomycota; Leotiomycetes; Helotiales; Sclerotiniaceae.